This is a messenger RNA of Frieseomelitta varia, 3070 nucleotides long. It is a transcript of the gene Rop, whose product is annotated as protein ROP. Lineage: Eukaryota; Metazoa; Arthropoda; Insecta; Hymenoptera; Apidae. The record is from RefSeq and is a predicted model, not a curated record. Gene Ontology annotation, molecular function: syntaxin binding. The transcript has 11 exons. Gene Ontology annotation, biological process: intracellular protein transport; vesicle-mediated transport; neurotransmitter secretion. Bases 96 to 1853 code for a protein of 585 amino acids. Gene Ontology annotation, cellular component: plasma membrane; secretory granule.
AGAUAAUUACAAAUUAUAAGAUGAUUCUGGAAUUAUCUAUUCCGUCACCUCUGAACGCCACCUGGUAACCAAACCCAUAGUCAGUCACCAGCAAAAUGGCGCUCAAGGGACAAGUUGGUCAAAAGAUUAUGAAUGAAGUCAUCAAACAAAAGAAGACCGGAACAACCGGCGUGCAAUGGCGUAUUUUAGUAGUCGAUCAAUUGGCCAUGAGGAUGGUGUCGGCGUGUUGCAAAAUGCACGAUAUCAGUGCUCAAGGCAUCACCUUGGUGGAGGAUAUCAACAAGAAACGGGAACCGUUGCCUACCAUGGAGGCGAUCUACCUGAUCACACCGUGCAAUAACUCUGUCCAAAAGUUGAUCGAAGACUUCAGCAACCCUACUAGAACUAUUUACAAAGUAGCCCACGUUUACUUCACGGAAGUGUGUCCGGAGGAGCUGUUCAAUGAACUCUGCAAGUCUCUCGCCGCUAAAAAGAUCAAAACCCUGAAAGAGAUCAACAUCGCUUUCCUGCCUUACGAGUCGCAGGUUUUCUCGUUGGACUCGCGCGAAACAUUCGCUUGCUUUUAUAACGCUUCCUUUUCCAACUUGAGAACAGCUAAUAUGGAAAGAAUAGCUGAACAGAUCGCGACGCUUUGCGCUACUCUUGGGGAAUAUCCAUCGGUUAGAUACCGCAGCGAUUUUGAUCGAAAUAUUGAGCUGGCACAUAUGGUUCAACAAAAAUUAGAUGCUUACAAAGCAGAUGAACCAACGAUGGGCGAAGGACCGGAGAAAGCACGCUCUCAAUUGCUCAUCCUGGACAGAGGAUUCGACUGCGUUUCACCACUGUUACACGAAUUGACGUUGCAAGCUAUGGCAUACGAUCUGUUAGAUAUUGAAAAUGAUGUUUACAGAUUCGAAGCUUCGGCAGGAGUGCAGAAAGAAGUGUUAUUGGAUGAAAAUGACGAUCUGUGGGUAGAUCUUAGACAUCAGCAUAUUGCUGUAGUUUCACAGAACGUUACUAAAAAUUUGAAGAAAUUCACAGAAUCAAAACGAAUGCCACAGGGAGACAAACAGAGCAUGAGAGAUCUUUCACAAAUGAUCAAAAAAAUGCCACAGUAUCAAAAGGAAUUGAGCAAAUAUGCAACACAUUUACAAUUAGCGGAAGAUUGUAUGAAACGUUAUCAAGGAAAUGUAGAUAAACUCUGCAAAGUAGAACAGGAUUUAGCAAUGGGUACAGAUGCUGAAGGCGAACGUAUCAAAGAUCAAAUGAAAAAUAUUACUCCAAUCUUACUUGACCAAACAGUCAAUCAUUUAGACAAAUUACGAAUUAUUGCACUGUAUGUUAUUAGUAAAAAUGGCAUUUCUGAUGAGAAUCUCAACCGCCUAGUUCAUCAUGCUCAAAUAUCUGCUGAUGAUAAACAAACCAUAGUAAACAUGGCAAACCUUGGUAUAAAUAUAGUCGUGGAUGGCGGAAAUCGCAGAAAAUUGUAUACUGUACAACGCAAAGAAAGAAUUACGGAGCAAACGUAUCAAAUGAGUCGUUGGACUCCAGUUGUGAAAGAUAUUAUGGAAGAUGCUAUUGAAGAUAAACUUGAUUCUAAACAUUUUCCCUUCUUGGCUGGUCGAGCAGCAAGUUCAGGAUAUCAUGCUCCAACUAGUGCUAGAUAUGGACAUUGGCACAAGGAUAAAGGUUCACAAACCAUUAAGAACGUUCCACGGUUAAUCGUUUUCGUCGUUGGCGGUGUUUGCUUCUCUGAAAUACGAUGCGCUUAUGAGGUUACAAAUGCUUUGAAAAAUUGGGAAGUAAUAACUGGUUCAUCGCACAUAAUAACACCGAAAUCUUUCUUAGAUGACCUGAGCAAACUUCACGUAUAAAGAAAUUUUUGUGUUAUAAACAAAAUAAAGACACGUUCACGCAUUCCUAAUGUGCCAUUAGUUUUGGCUCCGUCAAUAACAAAAGCUACGAAAUUUCAUGAAUGAUCUCGAAUUACAAUUAAAAUUAAAAUAAGGAAUACACAGUCAAUUGUUUAAGUCGUGUAGUUAAGCGACUGAUUAAAAACAUUGGAGAAUGGCAUAUCGUAAACAUCAUAUGACCAGAAUGGAAAUGGCGCCAGAAGAAAAAGAUAUCCGGUGUUAAGUGCCUGCAAGAAUAAAAAAAUUAAUAUGAAAUGAAUAAACAUGUUGGCAAUAUUGAUGCUAAUCGUACGGAGGUGCUUAAUGGUAAUUUAGGCUCGCGAUUGAUCUAGCUCGGAUAUCGUAUGUUAUUCUAUGUCAUACUACACCUUGUUAAUAAUAAGCGACAUGUUUAGCAAAGAAAUUUGAUGUAUUGUAGUGGAAAAUCGUGAUAUUCAUGUAAAUUUCUUGUUAUUAGUAUUUCGUUAUCUCCCGCUCCAAAAUUGUUGCACUAUGAUGAAGGAGACUUGAUCAACUCCAUUUGAAAAGUCAGUAUUGCUCCUUCAAUUUAUAUGACAAUUGAGUAUCAUAUAUUUAUUUUAGUCGUAUUAAUAUCAGUGGAACGCAAUUUAUGUGAAAAUGUUAGAUAAAAUCGAUAUUUAUUUUAUGAAUGAUUAAAACUGUUUAAAUAUCUUUAAAGAUACAAAUGUUUAAGUAUCUUACUGUACAAUAAAGUGAUAAAUGUACAUUUAGUUAUUUACUGUACUUUUGUUAUAUUAUCGAUUCGUUAAUUGAACAAGUGCAUUUGACUAGCAUAUAUAUGUAUUAAAUUAUAUAUAUAUAGUACAAAUGCCGCUUCUAGUUUAUCAAAGCGCGCAUUUAUAUCAAUCUGAAAGCUGUCCAAUUAUAAAAGACUUCUAUCUGUUUAAUUCAAAGUAAAAUCUUUACUACAUUGAUAAGUACUUACAUGUUGAAACUUCUGCUGCACAUAUACAGAGCAAUUGUAUAUCGCUUUCAAUCGGUAGAAGUUAGUCUGUUAAUGAUCGUUAAUAUUGCGAUUACUUAGCGGCGAGAUUAUUACAAAGUUUACGGUAUUGAUUAUUAUAUAAUAUAUUAAUAUAUUAUAUGAAUACAUGUAUGUAUGUAGAUUGUAGUUGAAACAAAAUGUUCUGCUUAUAAAGGCCUACAUUUCGAUCCAA